Podarcis muralis (Common wall lizard) is the source of this 2718-nucleotide messenger RNA. Lineage: Eukaryota; Metazoa; Chordata; Lepidosauria; Squamata; Lacertidae. The record is from RefSeq and is a predicted model, not a curated record.
GGAGAGCUGUUAAAAAAACAAAAAGUACAAACUGAAAGUAAAAAACAAAAAAACCAACCCACAAAAAACAGCCUAGCAGCAACAAGACGGAAGAGCUGUUAUCCGGGCAGAUGCAUUCGCUUCCAAGAAGUCAUUGGUUCAAGAAGCUGCAUGGUAGAAGAUCAGAAAUGCGGCCAAUUUUUCAUCACUGCCCUUGAUGGCAUCGGUUCCCCCAUCACUGGUGGCAAUGGAGAAGGACCAGGAGGUGAAGGGAAACAGCAGUUAAGACCAUCUGUGGAGUAUGUUGCAGCAAUUCUGAAGAGGCAACACCUGCUUCUUAUGCCCAAACGUAAGGCAUGAAUGCAAUGAGGAAGAAGAGAUUUUGGGCAUCCUGUUUCUGCUUAAUGGCCAUCUUUUUUCUGCUUGUCACCCUCCAGGUGGUUGUAGAACUUGGAAAGUCUGAAAGGAAGAUGACGAAAACCUCCAUUUCACAAAACAGCGCACUGAAAGAUGAAGAAUGGCAGAAAUACACCUAUCUGUUUGUAAAGAAACCAGAACUCCCCAGCGAUACAAAGACCAUUUUGAACAGCGACCGAUAUCCUAUCUUGCUGUGGUGGUCUCCGCUGACAGGAGAGACAGGGCGGCUUGGUCGGUGCGGACAAGAUGCUUGUUUCUUUACUAUCAACAGGACCUAUCAGCACAACUCUAUGACUAAAGCAUUUCUGUUUUAUGCUGCCAAGCAUCAACAGAGAAAAGAGGUGGGGCCUGCAACAGAAUGUUGCAGCGUGGCGUGCUGCUUUUCGGGGUCUGCUGUUUGGGAUUCCAGCCACUCCAUUUCAGUCCUCCUUUCUUCUGGGUUUUCUGUUCCCCACCAUGGUACUGACUUCAGCAUAGAUAGUUUACCUCUCCCCCGAAAAGACCACCAUGACUGGGCCCUUUUCCACGAGGAGUCACCCAAAAACAAUUACAAGCUCUUCCAGAGACCUGCCAUCACUCUGUUCAAUCACACGGCAACGUUCAGCCGCCACUCACAUCUGCCACUCACCACCCAGUACCUUGAAAGCAUUGAGGCCUUAAAAUCCCUGAGGUACAUGAUUCCUUUGCAAAACAAGAACAGCUUGAGGAAAAGACUCGCGCCCCUCGUAUAUGUACAGUCUGACUGCGAUCCUCCCUCUGACCGGGACAGUUAUGUACAGGAGCUUAUGGCUCACAUUGAGGUAGACUCCUAUGGUGCCUGCUUGCAUAACAGAGAUCUGCCGGAGCAGCUUGAAAACCCUGCCUCCAUGGAUAACGAUAACUUCUACAAGAUACUUGCUCAGUACAAAUUUGUCCUUGCCUUUGAGAACGCUGUCUGUGAAGAUUAUAUCACUGAAAAGCUCUGGAGACCACUGAAGCUGGGUGUGGUACCAGUUUAUUAUGGCUCUCCUAGCGUCAAAGACUGGCUUCCUAGCAAUAAGAGUGCAAUCCUGGUCACAGGAUUCUCACACCCCAAGGACCUGGCACAGUACAUCAAAGCUUUGGAUGCAGAUGAUGAGAAAUAUGAGGCCUACCUUGAAUGGAAGCUGAAAGGGGACAUCUCCAACCAACACCUGCUUGCUGCUAUAAAGGAACGCACAUGGGGAGUGCAAGAUAUCAUGAAGGACAAUUACAUAGAUGCCUUUGAAUGCAUGGUGUGCACUAGAAUAUGGGGAAAUAUGAGGAGACAAGCAAAGGGAAUGUUACCAAAAAGGUGGAACGCAGAAGCAAGCCACCUGAGCUGCCCCAAACCUCAACCAUUUGUUUUUUCGUCUCGCAAUACGCACAGAACGGCACUGCGGGAGAUGUGGAUACCGAGCUUUGAGCAGUCCAAGAGAGAAGCUCACGCGCUGAGGCAGCUGGUCGAAAGGAACAGAAAUUUCACAGCUCAGGAGUUUUGGACUAUGGUGUUUAGAGAAUGAGCUUAGAGGGAGACAAUAGGCCCUUGACUCAAGCUAGAGGGGGAAACAAACUAAAACAGAGGAGCCUCUAUGAGGAGCUGUUGUUUGUCGGUUGCCUUAAUAAGAUAGAAAGCAGUUUUAACCACUGAGAUGAUGAGAAAUCAUCGUAUUCAGCAAAUACUAAUCCAGAAGUCGAAGGACCCAGUUGGGUCAUCUUAUAAUAUAUUUUUUAUACUAACGUUCAGUAUAAACUGUUAAUAUAAUUAUUAGUGUAAUUAACAUUGGAGCAUUCACAGCAAAAUGCAGCCAUCUGCACUUUACUUUCCCAGUGUGUGUGUGUGUGUGUGUGUGGUUUAUUUUGCCUCUGCAGUUCCUCCCACCCUUGAGUUGGAUACGUGUCAAGUCUUCCAUACAGCUGGUUUGGCUUCCUGGCAUCUCUCAAGCGAAGGGCCUUGUCUAAAGGGGUGGCCUUGCUGCUUAUGUCAUUUCUGCACCUGACAGGAAGCCAAGCCGUGCAGGAGAAAGGAGGACCUUGCAGAUGAAUCGCAGAGCAGCGUAGGAGGAGGAGCAACCUCAGGGGCAAUGUGCCAAAUGCUCCGGGAGGGGGGGGGGGAUGGUUUACGGAAAGCAGGCCUUAGAAAUAAAGUCUCACCUAAGUGUGGGCCGUGUUAUUGGAGGCUGGAUUUUGUGCCACUCUGGCAAAUUCUGUAAAGAGCCACUUUGUGGUUUGAAUGAAGGAACUUGCUUCUUUUCAUUUCUGGCUGGGCCAGGGUGAUGGAGAUGUCAUCUAUUGAACAGCAUUAUAAACAGCAAUGGCAAGGCA